GAAUUAAAAGCACAGAAGGGCCUUCUCUGCUACCGUCCGUAUACUCCACCGGGACCUUGGAAGUCAUCGUCGCAUCGCGUCCUGAACAGCAUCCUCCCAUCGCGGACGCUUCUAUAUAACAUUUCGCGAUCUCGUUCGAACCACAUUCAUGGUGGCUUACUCUUCGCGUUCCCCCUCCUUCCAGAAGCCAUAUACCUACCCUGAGCCUCCACGAAAAAUGGCGCGCUUCAGAGCCAGCAAUAUUCUGGGCGACCCCUUUGCGCUCGCAACCACGUCCAUCUCCAUUUUGGCUUGGUUGAUCGCAUUUAUCUCCUCCAUUGUCACUGGCGUACAUGGCGGAUAUCCCACCUAUUCAUGGUGGGCUGUUGCUUACUCAUUUUGCUGCAUUGUCGGCAUGGCGCUUGUCUUCGGCACCGAUACUGGUGCCGUCUAUAACAUAGCGAUCGUGGGGUAUCUUUCCGCUGGUCUUGUUAUCACAACAAUCUCCAUCAACACGUUAGUCUAUGCAAACAGCGCCGCAUCGCAGGCUGCCGGUGCUGGGUUCAUUCUUUUGGCUAUGGUUAUUAUCAUUUGGAUUUUCUACUUCGGAUCUAGCCCUCAGGCUUCGCAUCGCGGCUUCAUCGAUUCAUUUGCCCUCCAGAAGGAAGGUGCUGGCUCGUACGGAAAUGGCAGACCUAUGUCAACUGCAUUCGGCAAUCGACCCGAGACGACAUCCAGCCAGCCCCCGCAGAUGUACACGUCCGCUCAACUCAACGGCUUCGAGACCUCUUCGCCCGUGUCGGGUUAUCCCGGAGGAGCCCCCGGCUCCGAACACCGCAGCUCCUCGCAGCCCCGCUUCGGCAACCCGUCCGCUACGAAUCUGCCCAACAAUGGCGCACCAGAUGAAGUCCCCCAGCCCACGGAAUAUCCGUACCGUGCGAAGGCGAUCUAUUCGUAUGAGGCCAACCCUGAAGAUGCCAAUGAGAUCAGUUUCACCAAGCAUGAGAUCUUGGAGGUGUCCGAUGUGAGCGGUAGAUGGUGGCAGGCCAGGAAGGCCACCGGAGAGACCGGUAUUGCUCCAUCCAACUACCUGAUCUUGCUGUGAUCGAUGCAGAGCAACCCACGGUGUCACGUCCUUUCCUUCCUUCUGUCUUUUUUGGUCUGUCAUGGUUCUCGCCGUUUUGUUGCGAGAGAAAAAUCAGUUUUUGAUACCCUUCGAGUAGUAUCACUCGGCGUGAUUCUGGUUUGCGAAGU
Molecule: messenger RNA, 1233 nt
Organism: Aspergillus welwitschiae
Lineage: Eukaryota; Fungi; Ascomycota; Eurotiomycetes; Eurotiales; Aspergillaceae
Gene: sho1
Product: osmosensor SHO1
Exons: 4
Coding region: 149-1084 (311 amino acids)
Molecular function (GO): protein binding
Source: RefSeq, a predicted model, not a curated record